AUGUCUUCAACAAAUAAAAAGCAACUCAUCAUCAAUGCCUUCGCCAUGCAUUCGCCCAGCCACCUGAACCCAGGGCUGUUUCGCUAUCCCGCAGACAAGGGCUCCGACUACAAAAACAUUAAGACCUGGAUUGCCCUCGCGCAAAAGCUCGAGGAGGCCAAGUUCCACGCCAUCUUCUUUGCAGAUGUCCUCGGCGGCUACGAUGUAUACCGUGGCCCGGCCAACCUCGACCCGACUAUCCCCGCGGCAGCCCAAUUCCCCAUCAACGACCCUCUGUACAGCAUCUCUGCCAUGGCGGCCGCGACCGAGAGCAUCGGGUUUGGAGUGACAGCGUCGACCACCUACGACGCGCCGUAUGCGCUGGCGCGACGCUUCUCGACUGUGGAUCAUCUCAGUAACGGCCGCAUUGGAUGGAACAUCGUGACCUCGUACUUGGAUUCUGCGGCACGCAACUUCGGGCUCGACACUCAGAUCGAGCAUGAUGAGCGCUAUCGCAUUGCUGACGAGUACCUGGACGUCACUUAUAAACUAUGGGAAGCGUCGUGGAGGGAUGAUGCCGUGAACUGGGGACAUGAUGCCCCAAAGUCUAGUGGCGAGGCUGAGGGCCAGAGAUACGCGGAUCCUUCUGGUGUGCGGCAGAUCAAUCACAAAGGAAAGUAUUUUCAAGUGCCCGGCCCGCAUCUCUGCGAGCCGAGUCCCCAGCGUACACCUUUCCUGCUGCAGGCGGGAACCUCAACGGCCGGGAAAGCCUUUGCAGCCAAGCAUGCCGAGGCUGUUUUCCUUCACGCGCAGAAGCCGGAACUUGUCCGGCCCUCGGUGGAUAGCAUUCGCCAGCAGGCAGCCGAGGGCGGGCGCAACCCCGAGGACAUUAAGAUCGUCGCCGGGGCACUCGUGAUUGUGGCAGAGACGGACGAGGGGGCACAGGCCAAGUUCGAGGAGCUCAAGAAAUACGGCGAUCGGGAAGGGGCGCUGGCUCUGUUCGGGGGUUGGACUGGCUAUGACUUGUCGACGUAUGCUGACGACCAAGAUUUUCGGUUCGUGGAGCUGCCCGCGGUGCGAAGUAUGGUGAACCACUGGGCGAGCACGGUGCCGGGUACCGAGGGCCAGAAGUGGGACAAGAAGACUAUCGCCGAGUACCUGACGCUCGGUGGAAAUGGAGUCAAAAUCAUAGGCAGCGUGCAGACCGUGGCUGACGAGCUGGAGCGCUGGGUGACUGUUGGCGAUGUCGACGGGUUCAACCUCAGCUAUGCCAGCAUCCCAGAAACGUUCGAUGAUGUUAUUCGCCUGCUUCUUCCGGAGCUGCAGCGACGCGGUCUCUUUUGGUCUGACUAUGCUGUUCAGGGAGGGACCUUUCGGGAGAACAUGUACUCCAAGCAGGGCCAGUCGAGACUGCCCGAGUCUCACCCGGGUGCGAAGUAUUUCUGGAGAGAGGGACAGGAGGUGCCCCCCUAUUCAUUGACAGAGUCAAAAUAG
Messenger RNA from Penicillium alfredii, 1473 nucleotides. Its product is annotated as LLM class flavin-dependent oxidoreductase. The transcript has a single exon. The coding region runs from base 1 to 1473 and encodes 490 amino acids. NCBI's taxonomy places the organism in Eukaryota, Fungi, Ascomycota, Eurotiomycetes, Eurotiales, Aspergillaceae. The record is from RefSeq and is a predicted model, not a curated record. Gene Ontology annotation, molecular function: monooxygenase activity; oxidoreductase activity, acting on paired donors, with incorporation or reduction of molecular oxygen.